AGGGACUUCUUCUGCGACUGCAGCAUUAUCGUGGAGGGGAGGAUCUUCAAAGCGCACAAGAACAUCCUGUUCGCCAACAGCGGCUACUUCCGAGCGCUCCUGAUCCACUACAUCCAGGACAGCGGGAGGCACAGCACCGCCUCGCUGGACAUCGUCACCUCCGAGGCCUUCUCCAUCAUCCUGGAUUUCCUUUACUCCGGGAAGCUGGAUCUCUGUGGGGAAAAUGUAAUCGAGGUGAUGUCUGCAGCCAGUUACCUGCAGAUGACCGACGUGGUCAACUUCUGCAAGACCUACAUCCGCUCCUCGCUGGAUAUCUGCAGGAAAAUAGAGAGGGAAGCGGCUUUCUAUCAGGCUGAUAGUGGGAGCACCGGCUCUGCCAGAGAGGGCACCUCGUUCGGCUCCAAGAGCCAGUGCUCUGCCUCCGUGUCUUCCCUGCAGGAGAAGGAAGGGAUUUCGGAUUGCCAGCAGGACCCUCCCUGCGGCGAGUGCAGCGGUUGCCAUCCCCUGGAGCUCGUGGUCCGAGACCCCGUCAGCAGCGACUCCCCGGACGAUGUCAACUCUUCACUGCCCAAAGGGGUGGAACCCAAAGUGGAGUUUGACUCGGAUGAGGUGGAGGUCGAGCAGAUGGAAGAGGGGCUGCACAGCGGGCAGGCCAUGGACUUGGCCUGCAAUAACUAUCACAUGAAACAGUUCCUCGAGGCCCUGUUGCGCAACAGCUCGGCUCAGAGAAAGGAGGACGUGGUCCAUCACUUUGUCCGGGGCUUUGAGGGUAGGCCAGAGGACGCAGGGGUGGCAGUGAGCUCCAUGAUGGACAUUCACAGCGACUGGUAUGGUGAGGACACAGGUGACGUGUUAGUGGUGCCCAUCAAGCUUCACAAGUGCCCGUUCUGCCCCUACACAGCGAAGCAGAAGGGAAUCCUGAAGCGGCACAUCCGCUCCCACACGGGUGAGCGGCCUUACCCCUGCGAGACCUGCGGGAAGCGCUUCACGCGCCAGGAGCACCUCCGGAGUCACGCCUUGAGUGUGCAUCGAUCAAACAAGCCAAUAAUCUGCAAAGGCUGCAGGAGAACCUUCACGAGCAGCCUGUCGCAAGGGUUGCGGCGCUUCGGCUUUUGCGGCUUGUGCGACAGCUGUACCUGUGUGACCACCACCCACGAGGACUCGAUGCCCAUCAACCUCAGCCUAAUGGAGCAGUCCUCAGAGGGCCAAGAGAAGGGUGAUGCUGAUAACGACUGGCCUAUAUAUGUGGAGUCUGGAGAGGAAAAUGAUCCGGCUGAUGAUGAGGAUGCUGAUGGUGAUGACAAGCAGGAGAUCCACAGGAGCUUGUCAGACCGAGAAACACUUAUGUAG
Nestor notabilis (Kea) is the source of this 1350-nucleotide messenger RNA. It is a transcript of the gene ZBTB8B, whose product is annotated as zinc finger and BTB domain containing 8B. The transcript has 4 exons. Gene Ontology annotation, molecular function: RNA polymerase II cis-regulatory region sequence-specific DNA binding; DNA-binding transcription factor activity, RNA polymerase II-specific; protein binding. The annotation marks the transcript as partial. The record is from RefSeq and is a predicted model, not a curated record. Lineage: Eukaryota; Metazoa; Chordata; Aves; Psittaciformes; Psittacidae. Gene Ontology annotation, cellular component: nucleus. Gene Ontology annotation, biological process: regulation of transcription by RNA polymerase II.